Saxophila tyrrhenica is the source of this 609-nucleotide messenger RNA. It is a transcript of the gene FAP7, whose product is annotated as factor activating pos9. The record is from RefSeq and is a predicted model, not a curated record. Gene Ontology annotation, cellular component: nucleus; cytoplasm. Bases 1 to 609 code for a protein of 202 amino acids. The transcript has a single exon. Gene Ontology annotation, molecular function: ATP hydrolysis activity; ATP binding; AMP kinase activity. NCBI's taxonomy places the organism in Eukaryota, Fungi, Ascomycota, Dothideomycetes, Mycosphaerellales, Extremaceae.
AUGCCUUCCGUAACCCGCUCCGACCCCAACAUCAUCAUAACCGGCACCCCAGGCGUCGGCAAGUCCACCCACUGCGAAGCCCUCGCCUCCAAAACCGGCCUGCACCACCUCAACAUCAACGACGUAGUCAAAAAACACUCCAUCGGCGAAGCUUCCAACGACGGAAACGAUCCCAAUACCAAGAUAGUCGACGAAGACCGCCUGUUGGAUGUAAUCGAAAACGACCUCGAAGACGGCGGCCAGAUCAUCGACUGGCACGCCUGCGACCUCUUUCCCCCGCGGCAGAUAGAUCUCGUCGCCGUAAUAAGGUGUGACAAUCAGAUCCUGUACGAUCGGUUGAAGGCGCGGGGUUACGGGGAGAAGAAGCUGCAGGAGAAUCUGGACUGUGAGAUUAUGGAGGUGUUGGUGCAGGAGGCGCGGGACGCUUAUGAGGGGGAGAUGGUGGUGGAGUUGCGGAGCGAGAAGGCGGAGGAUGUGGAUGGGAAUGUGGAGAGGAUUGAGGAGUGGAUCAGGAGUUGGAAGAGGGAUAAUGGGAAGGAGGGCGGGGUGGAGGCGAAAGGGGAGGGUGGGAAGAAGGACGAGGAUGAUCCGAUGUUCUUGCAUGGGUGA